UCGUCGUUGCUAGAAGUGAACUUUCAGUGGGAGCAAAAAACUGAUGCUCUUUUAAAAGGACCGUUUAUGUUCAUGUUUAGGCACGAACAAGUCCAUCAACUCGCCAAAGCCCAGAAGACCUGCUGAGAUCGGCUGCUUAAGUGUUUCUGCAAUACGAGCCGAAAUUAACAACCACCAAAGGAAUUUGGACGGCGCGCGUUUGUUAUGGAUAGUGGAGUUGGAAGUCUAUAAUUUUGAGAUAAUUGUUUUAUCACUGAGUUUUCAACCUUAAACCCAUGCCUGCUCCUGGGAAAAUGAGAAAGCCUGAUAUUAAAAUUGUAGUCCUGGGAGACAUGAAUGUAGGGAAAACGUCCCUCCUUCACAGGUACAUAGAGAGAAGCUUCAAUGAAACUUUAAGCACAAUCGGCGGAGCGUUCUUCUUGAAGCAGUGGGGUCCGUACAACAUCUCUAUCUGGGAUACAGCGGGUCGUGAACAGUUCCACGGUCUAGGCUCCAUGUAUUGUCGUGGCGCUGCAGCCAUCAUUCUCACGUAUGAUGUCACAAACUGGCAGAGCUUUGUAGAGCUUGAAGAUCGCUUCCUACCUCUCACUGACUCGGCCAAUAGUGACAGCAUAUUUGCCAUUGUGGGCAACAAAGCAGACCUCACUGACCCUCAAGCCCAUGUUAUGACCCUGGAGGAAGUCAGGGCAGAAGAGGGUAGUGUGCUUCCCCUUCCAUCCUUUCCCACACUUCCAGACUUUCCCUUGCACAAACAGGUGAGUCAGGAUGAUACCAUAGCACUGUACAACCGCAUAAUUCGCUAUAAGGCACUAGAGGGCACCAGCCCACCAGCGGAAAAGAUGUGCUUCGAGACAAGCGCUAAGACUGGAUUUAAUGUAGAUAUUAUGUUUGAGACACUCUUUGAUCUGGUGUUGCCAUCCAUCAUUCAAAAACGCUCCCAAAGUGAGUCGCCGAUAUUGUAUUUGGAGGACUAUAAUGAAGAGGGGAUGAAGAGCAAAGGGGAUUGUUGCACAUGAAAAUAUGUGCAGAAGAGCAUCUGGAGUCUUGCAUGAAUAUCCAUUUAUUUAUGGAC
Messenger RNA from Sinocyclocheilus anshuiensis, 1072 nucleotides. Its product is annotated as ras-related protein Rab-20-like. Bases 276 to 1016 code for a protein of 246 amino acids. Lineage: Eukaryota; Metazoa; Chordata; Actinopteri; Cypriniformes; Cyprinidae. Gene Ontology annotation, molecular function: GTPase activity; GTP binding. The transcript has 2 exons. The record is from RefSeq and is a predicted model, not a curated record.